GGCCUCUUCGCUGCAAUGGAACGUAAGCAUUUGCUUCUUGGAGUCACGGGCAGCGUUGCAGCUAUCAAGACACCGGAACUGGUGCAUCAGCUGACGCAGUUGGGGUUUGAUGUGCGUUUAGUUUUGACAGAGAAUGCCGCACGAUUCAUUGACCUGACUCAGCUAUCGGUGCCAGUAUAUCGAGAUGCCGAUGAAUGGUCGUGGUCCAACCGUGGUGAUCCUGUUCUGCAUAUCGAAUUGCGCAACUGGGCAGAUGUUCUGGUACUUGCCCCUCUGAGUGCAAACACUCUAGCCAAAUUGGCGAACGGCUUAGCAGACAACUUGCUAUCAACAGUCGCCCGCUCUUGGUACUUUCCGGAGUCCACUCAGAGAAAACAUGUCUUGUUCGCCCCGGCUAUGAACCACCUAAUGUGGCAACAUCCCAUUACCAUGGAACAUAUAAAUCGAUUAACUCUGACAUUUGGAUGGAUUCUUAUCCCUCCGAUACCCAAAGUACUUAUCUGCGGGGAACAAGGCAUUGGAGCUAUGGCAGAAAUCGCGGAUAUUUGUUCUACAGUAACCACACAGCUGCAUGAGUCACAGUAAUUUCAGUUAUCUAUUGUUAUGACCAUACGGAUCUUUUGUAACCCCAAUCAGAAUUGAAUGAUUGUCUAUUUUAUUACA
Molecule: messenger RNA, 663 nt
Organism: Dicrocoelium dendriticum
Lineage: Eukaryota; Metazoa; Platyhelminthes; Trematoda; Plagiorchiida; Dicrocoeliidae
Source: the annotation of a GenBank genome assembly